Messenger RNA from Lactuca sativa (garden lettuce), 1224 nucleotides. RefSeq lists its product as uncharacterized. Gene Ontology annotation, molecular function: zinc ion binding. NCBI's taxonomy places the organism in Eukaryota, Viridiplantae, Streptophyta, Magnoliopsida, Asterales, Asteraceae. The record is from RefSeq and is a predicted model, not a curated record.
CCUAUGGGCGCCGUACGCACCACGUGCCGUGUAGAUAAUGACCGUCGUAUCCGAAACCGGUUCCAUCAGCUUGGCAGGCUCUGGCUCGUCGAACGUUCUUUCACCAAUUUGAUUACGCAAAUUCAGGGUUUUCUUACUUUUGAUCAGGUUAGAAGUUGUUAAAUGACCGGAGAAUUAGAGCUAGAAGCUAGGGGUUUGGAAAACCCUAGCGAUUCAGAUCCUCUGCUGCCGAGUCACCAACGCGCUGAUUCUGAAUCACCUUCGUCGUCUCCAUCGUCACCGCCGGCCGCCGCGAGUUCUAUUGAGGUAAAAGAUGAAGAUGUUGAAGAAGGUUCGAUAGCUACCUGUCGUAUUUGCCUUGAGUGCGAUGGAGAGGAAGAUGAUGAUCUGAUAUCUCCAUGCAUGUGCAAAGGUACCCAACAGUUUGUCCAUCGUUCAUGCCUUGAUCAUUGGAGAUCUGUCAAGGAAGGUUUUGCCUUUUCACAUUGCACAACUUGCAAAGCCCAGUUUCAUCUUCUAGUUGUUGAGUUAGAAGAAAACUCAUGGCGCAAAAUAAAGUUCAGACUAUUUGUUGCCAGAGAUAUGUGCCUUGUGUUUUUAGCUGUACAAACAGUGAUUGGAAUGAUGGGAGGUCUAGCAUAUAUUGCUGAUAAAGAUGGGUCAUUCAGAGAUUCAUUUAAUGACAGUUGGGAUCGUAUAUUGUCAAGGCAUCCUAUACCAUUCUACUAUUGUAUAGGGGUACUUGUCUUCUUUGUGUUGCUUGGAUUUUUUGGGAUUAUACUACACUGUUCAUCUUUAAAUAAUGAUCCAAGAAUGGCUGGGUGUCAAAACUGUUGUUAUGGAUGGGGGAUAUUGGAUUGUUUUCCUGCAUCAAUGGAAGCUUGUUUUGCUCUUGUUAUUGUUUUUGUGGUUAUUUUUGCCAUUCUUGGUAUUGCCUAUGGCUUUCUUGCUGCCACCAUGGCUAUUCAAAGGAUUUGGCAGAGACAUUAUCACAUCCUCACCAAAAGAGAACUUACACAGGAGUAUGUAGUGGAGGAUCUUCAUGGGUGCUACACCCCUGCGAAACUAGAACCAGAGCAUAUAGAGCGCUUAAAGAUGUUAAAGCUUUUGUAAUACAAAGUUGUGUAGCUCAUAUGAAAGAACGAAUAUGAAUACUUCAAUUUGUGUAACAUACUCACAUUUUGUUGAUUUAAUUGGGCAAAAAAAAACAACUUUCAUAGUUUA